Messenger RNA from Schizosaccharomyces cryophilus OY26, 2088 nucleotides. Its product is annotated as RNA-binding protein Mcp2. Bases 1 to 2088 code for a protein of 695 amino acids. Gene Ontology annotation, molecular function: mRNA 3'-UTR binding. NCBI's taxonomy places the organism in Eukaryota, Fungi, Ascomycota, Schizosaccharomycetes, Schizosaccharomycetales, Schizosaccharomycetaceae. Gene Ontology annotation, cellular component: cytoplasm. Gene Ontology annotation, biological process: post-transcriptional regulation of gene expression. The transcript has a single exon. The record is from RefSeq and is a predicted model, not a curated record.
AUGCAAACCAUUGAACUUGGAAUGCCUUCAACUUCUAACGCAUCUUCUGUUUCCAGCAGAGUAAAUCCAUCAAAGGUAACUGCAAACUUUGAUGACAGUGCAAUUGAAGAACAAGAUCCUUACUUUACGGUGACUAGAAAACUUCAUGCACUGGCCGAUGUUGUUGACGCUCAGCAAAGGGAGAUUGAAAACCAAAAGAAGGACAUCCAUUCGAAGACGAAAUGUAUUGAAGAACUAAAGCUUCUUUUAGGGAAUACGAAAACUCCUACCGAAAUAGAACUUGUAUUAAACAACUAUGCUUCCGUAAGCCCUUCUUUGCCGACGCCAUCUGUACCUUCCGCUUCUGUUUCAGAUAAUGGUCUACAGGCUCCAAAGUUAAUGCAUCCUAACUCCGUAGGCUCUGGUGGUAUGGGUAGUCUCUAUUCAUUUCCCAACGGGGCUUCGUCGGCUUUGAGUGAUGUUUCUGCGUCCCUCAAUUUUCCUCGAAAACCUGAAUUGCCAAGCAGGAAGUCAACUUCCUCUGCUUCAUUUUCACUUCCUGUGAAAGGAUUAAGUAAUGAGAACUUUUCGUCUGCUUCAUCGACAUCUGAUACCCUUGAGUCAUCUAAAGCUAUAGACAGGAAAGCUAAAUUAACAUCUACCCCUUGGGAUUUAUGUAAUAACAAUCAUUCUGAUCUUUCUUUGGCCAAUAUACAACUAGAUGGAUCUAAAUCAACCAUUGCUAACAACUCUUUAUCAAACUCAUCCAAGCACGGUAUGCAAAAGUCUGUAUUUUCCGCAGGCACGGAUGUAUCCGGUGCUGAUCAAACUGCGUAUAUGCGUGAUUUAUGGCCUAAUGAAACAAAUGCAAGUAUGGCCUCUGCAACCUUAGGAUCAAACCUUGUAUCUGCCUUAAAAGCUCCUUCAUUAAGCUCCUCUAGAAGCUCUUCUUACACCAAAGGGCCAUCUAGCUCGAUCUGGGACCCAUCUAGCAAUGUAUCUCUGUCAAAUUUAACCGAUUGUCCAAAUCCCCGCGAAAAUGCCAUCCGUUAUAGAAAGCUCUCCGAAAGGAACGCUGUUUACGAUUGGAAUAUAAUUGUUAACAAGAUUAUAUUAAGCAAUGAUCAGCAAUCCUCUAUUUUUCUUCAACAAAAACUGAAGGUGGCUUCUCCUGAGAUUAAGCAAUCAAUAAUAAACUGCAUAUUAAUUCAGGCUUUUCCAUUGAUGCUGAAUCGUUUUGGUAAUUUCUUAAUCCAGCGUUGCUUCGAACAUGGAACUCCUCAUCAAAUCCGAAUUAUUGGAUCUGCUAUUCUGGGGAAUAUGUACAAAUUAGCUACCGAUCCUUUUGGAUGUCAUGUCGUUCAAAAAGCAUUUGACAAUAUUGACGAAGAUAUUAAAUAUUCCAUGAUGGAAGAACUGUUUGUAACCAUUGAUGAGACGAUAAUGCAUCAUUAUGCUUGUCAUGUUUGGCAAAAGCUCUUUGAAACACGUUGGUUUAAUUAUCCUGUGAAUGUUAUGGACCGUGUGAAUAUAGCUUUGAAAGGAAAAUGGCAUGAAGUAGCAUUAGGAGAAAAUGGAAGCUUGGUCGUUCAAAACAUGUUUGAAAAUUGUGUUGAAAAGGAUAAGCACGAUUGCGUUGAAGAAGUUAUCCUUCAUCUGGACUUGAUUGUACGGGGACAAUGGGGUAAUUGGGUAAUUCAACACAUGGUUGAAAAUUCCCAAGGCGAUGUUUUACGACGCGUAGUCGCUGCUUUGCUUCUACGAGCUACGGAGUAUAGUGUAGAUCAAUAUGCUUCCAAAGUAAUGGAAAAGGCAAUUAAAUUUGGUCCAAGGGAUUUUAUUUCUCUGUAUCUAAAACAAAUCACGAAUGCUAGAAUGGACCGUACAAGGCAACCAUUAAUUGAUAUUGCAUCAGACCAAUAUGGCAAUUAUUUAAUCCAACAAAUAAUUCAGCUUGCUCAGCCCAGUGAUCGCUCGACUGUGGUUACCCAUAUAAAAAAGCAUAUGGUAUCUCUUCGCGGAAGCAAGUACGGUCAAAAGGUUGCCUUUCUAGCUGAGAAGUGGAAAACCCAGAAUCCGCAGUUUGUUUCGAACGUUGACUUUGAUUGA